CAGUCAAAAGACGUAAAAAUGUAGUUAACAUAUAAUUUCCAAUGUUUUGAUAAAGGCAUUAUGCCGAAACGUCAAUUAAAGGAGUAUAAUCAGAGAGAACGGCCGAAAUUUUUGACGAAUUAUAAGAACCCAUGCUACCUCGGGCGGAGGAUGACGAACAACGAGUCGCUGGUGGAGGGCAGAGCGCUGCACUGCCUCCCGUACUUCAUUGUGGCCGGCUUCCCAAAGUCGGGAACCACGGACCUUUGGGCGCGUCUGUUCAACCACGCCGAGAUCCACAUCAAACACGGGAAGGAACCGCGGUUCUUUAACAUUGGACGAUUUACUGCGCCGUUUGAGCGAGUGAUGGUGCAGUAUAUCCGGAUGUUCGCGAGGUCCACCAUUGAACUACAAAAGCUUGUGGCGCCGCUCGACUGCGGACACGAGUUCCCCUAUCAUCAUGGCAUCACAGGCGAGGCGACUGUUGACGCCUCAUUCGACAUCAAGGACUGGCGACAGGUACCCGGAAAUGAGAACUGCAGCGAGCCGGCGUUCACAAAUGCAGACGUGGCUUACCACCUCAAUCCAAACAUGAAGAUAAUCUUCGUAGUCAGAAAUCCAGUUGACAGGGCUUACUCAGACUACAUCUACGAGGCCCGGUUCCUGCGCUAUCCCACUAACCCCCAACUCUUCCACGCCGCCGUCAUUGACGCCAUGCGCAACCACACGGGCUGCUGGCGACACCACCACUCCGUCCGCGCAUGCGCCUAUAACAAUACCAUAGAGUCUAUGAAGGUUCGACUGCGCGUUGGUAUGUACCACAUCUUCAUCCAAGACUGGAUAGACGUGUUCUCCAGCGACAAUAUCCUUGUCAUCAAAGCCGAGGACACCAUGGGACCGCCCAAAAUUGCGGAUGUUUACAACAGAAUAUUCAGCUUCCUCUCUGUCCGACCGUUUACCCGGAUGGAGGAGAUGGAGGUGUUUCAGCGAGGACCCGUCAACGUCCGGUCCAAACAUGAAAAAAAUAUUGGCGAGAUGUUGCCGGAGACUAGGAAGAUGCUGGAGUCCUUCUACCGCCCCUUUAACGAAGCGCUACGAAAAUUAAUACCAGAAAUAGAUUAUAAUGCAAGCUGA
This is a messenger RNA of Dreissena polymorpha, 1113 nucleotides long. Its product is annotated as carbohydrate sulfotransferase 15-like. The coding region runs from base 61 to 1113 and encodes 350 amino acids. Gene Ontology annotation, biological process: hexose biosynthetic process. NCBI's taxonomy places the organism in Eukaryota, Metazoa, Mollusca, Bivalvia, Myida, Dreissenidae. The transcript has 7 exons. Gene Ontology annotation, molecular function: N-acetylgalactosamine 4-sulfate 6-O-sulfotransferase activity. The record is from RefSeq and is a predicted model, not a curated record.